Molecule: messenger RNA, 3383 nt
Organism: Ipomoea triloba (trilobed morning glory)
Lineage: Eukaryota; Viridiplantae; Streptophyta; Magnoliopsida; Solanales; Convolvulaceae
Product: putative late blight resistance protein homolog R1B-17
Exons: 2
Coding region: 295-2949 (884 amino acids)
Biological process (GO): defense response to other organism
Molecular function (GO): ADP binding
Source: RefSeq, a predicted model, not a curated record
AAAUUAAUUUAAAAAAUACCAUUUUUUUUGUCAUUCAAUGAAUGAUUCCCCGACAACUACACCAUUUUUCUAAUCUUUCCAACAACCUGUCAAGCUAAUAUUUAAUGCUACAACAAGUUGCAGAAAGCCACCAAACCAUUUAACUUAAUUAGUUCCUGUUGAUAUUAAUUAGUUCCAGUUACAUCUUCAAUUCUGUGAAAGUGCUUACACACAAUAAUCAAAGUAACUAAAAAGAAAGAAGAAGUUGCAGUUGCACACUUGCAUCAGAAACAGAUCUAGAGAGAGAAUUGAAGGAUGGCUUGUGUAGCUGUAGCCUCUCUUGUGAGGACAAUAGAGCUUGAGUUCUUGCAAUAUCACCCUCGUCCACUUGUACUGCACAAUCAUCUCAUCUCUUUCAACAAAGAAUUGAUCCAAUCUUUCCACCAAAAGCUUGGAUUUCUCAUAAGUCAACUCGAUGAGGAAAGAAUCAAUGGUGUUGAAGCAGUUAAACACUUGGAAACGAAGCUCAGGGAUUUAGCUUUCAGAGUGGAAGAUGAAAUCGAAUUCCUAGUAGCACAUCUUUAUGAUAUUGAAGAGGAAGAUGAUGUCGGAAUAGCAGAUCUUGUUUUGAAAGAGGAAAAACCACAGAGGGACACAGAUGCGGAGAAGGCGACUCAGCCUUGUGUGAAACUUGGUCAAAAUUUUCAAACUGCAAUGGAAGAAAUUGAAGCCAUCAAGGAAGAGUUGCUGAAAAUCAAGAAUAGGGACGAGGUAGAAGAAAGAAAGACAGCCCAUGAUGUUCUACAAAGGUCUGAAGUUGUUUCCUCCCAAGCACAAAUGGUCGGCAAAAAUGAUGAGUUUGAGAUUAUCAAGAAGCUGCUAACUGAACUUGGAUCUAAGGAAAAAAAAGUUGUAUCAAUUAUAGGUAUGGGAGGAAUCGGUAAGACCACUUUGGCUAGACAAGUUUAUGAAGAUCCAUCAAUUUCUAUCCACUUUGACGUGCGAGCCUGGGUUGUAGCAUCUCAGCUUCACAAUAAGAGGCAAAUGCUUAUAGGUCUUCUUAAUUCAAUUUCCAAACAAGGCAACCUAGAAAAGUCCACUAAUGAGGAUCUUGCUUUAAAACUCUACCAAUAUUUGAAGCGUCAAAGGUACAUGGUUGUGGUUGAUGAUGUCUGGAGUGGUGAGGCAUGGGAUGAUGUUAGCAAUUGCUUUCCUGAUGAUGGAAAUGGGAGUCGAGUAUUGUUAACUACUCGUCUUGCAGAGGUGGCAAAUUAUUCUAGCUCCAAUAGUGACUUUUCUCAUCAUAUGCAAUUAUUGGAUCAAAGGGAUAGUUGGGACUUAUUUUGUGAAAAGGCAGGUAAAUUUUGUGGUGCUGAAUUUGAGAUAAUCGGAAGGCCAAUUGUUGAAAAAUGCAAAGGAUUGCCUCUAGCAAUAAUUGUGGUUGCCGGAUUGUUUUCCAAACUUUGCACACUAAAUGAGUGGGAGAAUGUUGCAAAAGCUCUAGAUUCUUCUACAACAACAACUAUUGCAGCAACAUGCUCAAAAAUACUUUCACUGAGCUACAAUCACUUGCCUCACCAUUUAAAGGCAUGCUUUUUAUAUUUAGGAGUUUUUCCAGAAGAUUAUGCGAUCAAUGCUAAUGAGCUUGUAAGGUUAUGGUCUGCCGAAGGACUUGUAAAGACAUCGGAGAAUGAAAACUUUGAUGUUGUGGCUGAUAGACACAUACAAGAACUUAUGGAUCGAAACCUAAUUCUUGUGAGCAAGUGGAGUUGCUGUGGAAGAAAAAUUAAAGUGUUUGGGGUGCAUGAUUUAUUGCAUGCAUUUUGUGUGAAGGAAGCUCAGAAGGAGAACCUUCUACAUGUUGUUCGAGAAAAUGGUUCAGAUUUUCCCCAAAGGUGCUUCCGUUGGGUAAGCAUACAAUCAUCAAAUUUUGAUGUGUCUACACUAUGUUAUUCUUCAAGAAGUUGUCGAUCCUUCUUCUGUUUUUCAGAUAAUGACAUAAGCUUAAAUUGGGAACAGUUCAAGCUAUUGAGAGUAUUCUUCUUUACCAGCUAUCUGAUGUACAAAAAUAUUGUGGAUUUCGUUCAUUUGAGAUACUUACCUCCGGCGCUUGAUAAUCAGAAUAUUGUGAAACUGUUUAAGGCUUGGAAUCUUCAAACACUUUCUAUUUGUGCAGAUGAUAGGAACUAUUUGGAGUUUCCACAACUACAAUAUUUUGCUUGCUUAUUUAUGAGGGGACAAUCUCCCAAAUUUGUUCAUCAAAACUUGCAGUGCCUUUCUUGGUUGAAGCCUAUGCGUUGCACAAAAGAAUUCUUUACACUUGUUCCAAAUGUAAAGAAGAUACGGAUUUCCGGUGAAAGAAGAGAGUGCAACGAUUGCAUUGAGAACCUUGUCAAUUUACAGCAGCUGGAGAGACUCUAUAUUAAUGCUAAUCAAUGGCAUUUUACGAGUCCAAAUAUAGUCCAGAUUAACAGCCAUAUUGCUCUCUUGAAAAGCCUUAAGAGGUUAAGAUUUCAAAGUAAUCGUUUUGAGUGGAAUGGAAUUAAUGUUCUUUGCAAGUUGCCUAGGCUGGAGGUGCUCAAGUUAAGUGGUGCCUGUGUAGGCAAACAGUGGGAGCUACCUGAGGAUGACAAAUUCUGCCAGUUAAUUGUUUUGAAAAUUGGUUCAACUGAUCUCAAGGAUUGGGAAGCUACGGGUGAUCAUUUCCCAAAACUUGAGCACCUCUCUCUUUUUUCUUGCAAGAAAUUGAAAGAGAUCCCUAGCGGGUUUGCAGAAAUUUCAAAAUUGAAAUCAAUCCAAUUAGCGGACUGUCGUCCUUCUGUGGUGGCUUCAGCCGAAGAAAUCAAGGAAGAACAACUUGAUUAUUUAAAUAAUAUUGUGGAUGUGGUUGUGGCCGAGCGACGUGGCUACUCCGCCUACACUCGGGUUUCUAAGCCUGAGUCUGAUGAAUACGAGUCUGAUGAAGCUUAGUUUGAUGAAAUUGAGUUGUGCCAGAAGAGCAGAAGGAAGAAAGCUUGAGAAAAGAAGACUAGAGAAAAAUGGGUAGCUAUGCAUAUCUAUCAUUGUGAAGCAUAAAAUUUGACUUUGCAACAUUGUACUGUGUAGCUCUGAGUGAGAAAGUCUUGCAUCACUUUGUGCUUUAAAGUGAUUUAGACUCGUCCUUUGUUGUGUUUUUUUGCUUUAUAACCGUUUGGUUUCUAUUCCAUUUAUAAGGUCAUGUGAUAUGCUUGAAGCUCAAUGUUUAUCUUGGUCUAAAAAUUUGGGCUUUUGCAGUUCAGUUAAAAGUCACUCCGUAUUUGUUGAAUACUUGAGGUGUUAAAUUUGUUGAUGCAUAUGGAGAUAUGUUAUUGGAUUUGAACCUGAUGAGUUAACAAUAAGAUUCAUUGAAAUGCUUCUCAGUGGAA